Messenger RNA from Ipomoea triloba (trilobed morning glory), 876 nucleotides. RefSeq lists its product as uncharacterized. The record is from RefSeq and is a predicted model, not a curated record. Gene Ontology annotation, biological process: thylakoid membrane organization. Gene Ontology annotation, cellular component: chloroplast thylakoid membrane. The transcript is spliced from 3 exons. Lineage: Eukaryota; Viridiplantae; Streptophyta; Magnoliopsida; Solanales; Convolvulaceae. Bases 92 to 655 code for a protein of 187 amino acids.
UAGAAAUGAGGACAGAGUGACAGUUUGACAAAUCUCACCGGAAUCCAUUAAAGCAUCAAUCGGAGAAGAAGAAGAAGAGGAGCGGGAAAAGAUGAGCUCACUAUGUCCGACGUAUUCCUCCUUAGUUUAUUCGUAUCCUCGUACUCAUUCGAGAUUUCAUCUCCCACAGCAACGUUGUUAUGUCGCCCCACGCACGUCACCCCGCCAUCUUCUCCCUUCCAUGAAUCUCCGGUCCCGGAGAUUGACGCUCAGAUGCUGUAGCAGUGUGAGUCCCGGUGGCCCUGGUCCUGGUGAGAAUGAGAGUAAAACCAUUCUGGAUGCUUUCUUCUUGGGGAAGGCUAUAGGGGAAGCUCUUAGUGAGCGUGUAGAAUCUACAGUGGGGGAAUUUUUAAGUACAAUUGGGAGGUUGCAAGCUGAACAACAGAAGCAGGUGCAGGAAUUCCAGGAAGAGGUUUUGGAUAGGGCUAAAAAGGCCAAGGAAAAAGCAGCAAGGGAAUCAAUGGAAUCACAAGGUCUUAUUGCACCAAAUACCACCACUGUUAAUGGUACAAGUUUUGGUACUACAUCACCCAAUCCUCCAAAUGUCCAGGAUUUCAAUAGGGAACCAGAUCCAACAGACACAGACAUUCUGUUUGGCAUAUCCAAUGAAGACUAACAACCCUUCACUGCAUCAUGUUGGAGAGAGAUUAAAGAUCUUAUGAUUGUAUAUUUCAUGUUUGUGAUAUGUUAGGUUCCGAGAGCCCUAGGCUUAUAUUAUUUUUUGUUAUAAUAAUGAUAUCAUAUCUACGAAAGAAAAUAUGCACUUUUUGUUAGUUAGUUACGUUACUAGAAGCAUUUCUAUAAUUAUACUCUAUAGAUAGAUAGAUGCUUAUCCAA